This is a messenger RNA of Galdieria sulphuraria, 1826 nucleotides long. RefSeq names its product pyruvate kinase. NCBI's taxonomy places the organism in Eukaryota, Rhodophyta, Bangiophyceae, Galdieriales, Galdieriaceae. Gene Ontology annotation, biological process: glycolytic process. The record is from RefSeq and is a predicted model, not a curated record. Gene Ontology annotation, cellular component: cytoplasm. Bases 47 to 1639 code for a protein of 530 amino acids. Gene Ontology annotation, molecular function: magnesium ion binding; potassium ion binding; pyruvate kinase activity. The transcript has 3 exons.
UAUGGCCAUUGUCCAUUAUUUCAUUUGAUCUAGAAAGAGUUAAGGCAUGGCAAAUGCUGGUCAGGUAUCGUCGUCCCCUUCCAGACUGUCUCGAAAUGUAAGCAUAAGAGUCAACGAAGAAGACCUUAUUUCGAUACAGGCAUCAUCUUUAUUCCAUGGACUCCCCGCAAGUGUGAUCAAUUUGGAAAAGCCUCGUAGAACAGGUAUCAUUUGUACAAUAGGACCAAAGUCUCUUCCCAGAAUUGGAGAGCUUUUAGACGCAGGCAUGAACGUUAUGCGUUUGAAUUUUUCGCAUGGAACUCACGAGUAUCACGAGAGUUGUAUUCGUAAACUUCGCGAAGAACUGAAGAAGCGUCCUGGGAUGCUAUGCGCCAUAGCUUUGGAUACAAAAGGUCCUGAAAUUAGAACAGGAUUAUUCGUAAAUUCAACGGACGUCCGUAUCGAGAAGGGAUCGCAGGUUACUAUUACUACAGACGAACAGUUUCGUGAGAAAGGAACAGCGUCGAAGUUUUUUAUUGACUACAAAUCUCUUUGUACCACAGUGAAGCCUGGAAUGUAUAUUUUCAUAUCAGACGGAGUAUUAAGAUUGAAAGUAAAGGAAUGUAGAGAGACCGAGGUAAUCUGCGAAGCUAUUAAUAGUGCAGUGAUUGGAGAUCAAAAAGGAGUUAAUCUUCCUGGGGCAAAGGUUGAUCUUCCUGCAGUUUCAAAAAAAGAUAUCGACGAUCUUCGUUUUGGUGUCCAGCAAGGUGUAGAUGUUGUGUUUGCAUCGUUUAUCCGAGAAGCUUCACAAGUUUUGGAAAUCCGCAAGUUACUUUCAGAAGCAGGUCCUGAGGGGAAAGAUAUAAAAAUAUUUAGCAAAAUCGAGAAUCAACAAGGGCUUGAUAAUUUUGACGAGAUUUUGAAAGUAACAGACGGUGUUAUGGUAGCUAGAGGAGAUUUGGGUAUCGAAAUUGCUCCUGCUAAAGUAUUUGUUGCCCAGAAGAAGUUGAUUCGCUUAUGCAAUAUUCACGCAAAGCCAGUUAUUUGUGCUACGCAAAUGUUGGAAAGUAUGGUGAACAACCCUAGACCUUCGCGAGCUGAAGUGUCAGAUGUUGGAAAUGCGGUGGUAGAUGGUGCAGAUUGUGUAAUGUUAAGUGAUGAAACAGCAAAGGGUGACUAUCCAAUAGAAUCAGUGCAGCAUAUGGAUCUUAUUUGUGUGGAAGCCGAAGGAUUCCUUGGUUAUGAAAAAAUAUGGGCGGAGAUGAGAGCUUCGACUCCACGUCCGAUGGAGAAUAUUGAAUCUGUAUCUUGUGCUGCAGUGAUGUUGUCUUUUGAUGAAGAAGUCAAGUUAAUUGUGCUUGUUUCAGAGAAUGGGAAAUUAGCUAGAAAUGUGAGCAAGUAUCAUCCGAAUGUUCCUGUCAUUGCUAUAACCAGGAAUCCUCGAGUAGCACGUCAGCAACUUUUGAGUCGCGGUAUUCUGUCAUUGCUAGUGGACUCUUCAGAGUUUUCCUCUGUCAACAAUUUGUUAAAUAUUGCCUGCCAUGCUGCUGUUGAGGUUAACUUUUGCAAACCAGGAGACAAAGGUGUGGCAAUCUAUGACACAGAGCUGCGAAAAGACAAUGAAGAAGCCUCCGUGAUGCAUGUGUUUAAUGUUGAGUGACCAUAAUGUUUAUGGUAAGCUCUCUGUGAUUCCAUUGCGCCUGCAGACAUCUUUCUAUAUAUUGCGUCGUUGUAAACUUGUUUAUCUUUUUGUGUAAAAUUUGUUUUCUUUCGAUAUUAAUCAAAAGAAAAAAUGCUGAGCCAUUUGGCGCCUUUGAAGUUGUCAUUAUAAAAAAUGGCCAAUCAUG